Messenger RNA from Nematostella vectensis (starlet sea anemone), 6196 nucleotides. RefSeq names its product disco-interacting protein 2. The transcript is spliced from 39 exons. Bases 547 to 5214 code for a protein of 1555 amino acids. The record is from RefSeq and is a predicted model, not a curated record. Lineage: Eukaryota; Metazoa; Cnidaria; Anthozoa; Actiniaria; Edwardsiidae.
AGAAUCCCCUAGCGGUCUUUUCAUGCUACGGCCUGGACCAGUGGACAACACUAUGUUUAUCCGGGGAACAAGCUUCUUAAAAUUCGAAGCUAAGAAAAUAGCAUUUCAAAGAGAACACGGGUGGAAUGGUUAGAUUUUAAAAUAGAUAUAACAGUUUUAGAGGGCUAAAUUACAACUCUUUACAUUCAUCUCCUUUUGUGAUAUAAACCUUCGCCGCGACGUGAAAAACCUGUCAAAACAAACGCCAUACCGCUAAAAAACACGCUAAUCUCUUGCACUACCGUGCUCGUGGUCAACUUGACGUGUCGUUAAACCACGUUAUGAUAAUUCCGGUGUAUGCUAAUCACAUAGUAAUUUCUAUGAGCCUACUGCUUGAACACGCGUCAUAGUUCUACAAACUCUAAUAUUUUUGCCAUGUAAAGCUGGAAAGGUUCACACGUCGAAUAUCCUUGGUACCUGUUUUUGCCGGUGUGUAGUUUGUUGUUGUCCCUGUAUGUGGCGGUAUAGAGAGCAUAGCAAAGUAUCACCGCAUGGCUGGUGCGGGAAAUGGCUGGCAAGAGGGAUAUCAGACGAUUUUCAUUCCCUUAUCGAUGUACUUCUCGAUUUUCAGAGCCUUCACGGAGAUCUCGUCCUACGAGUAUGGCAGAACCUCUGGAGUCAUCACUCCCCCCUGGGAUCUUGGAAAAACUUCGUGAACUGAACACAGAGCUUGCCGAAGGGGACAUCACUCAGAAAGGAUAUGAAAAGAAAAGAUCAAGGCUUCUUGCUCCCUAUAUAUCACGAGAGUCCAGUGUUGUCAACAUUACAGCCACCAGUUCAUUGGCACAUGACCAUUACAGUGCAGUUCAGAGAUCAGAAGCUAUUACUGCAGAGUUAACACGAAGAAAUUUCUCCCAAGACCCCAACAUGCCUACUCCCUUCAAAAGACAAUCAUUAAUGAAGCAGGGACCAAGAAAAACUUACACAUUUGAAAAUGGAACGCAGCAAACUAGCACCCCAGCACCUAGAACAGAGUCUAUCUCAUCACAUGAAGACGCAUUCAACCUCCCUGUGGCUGAUUACACCCCACCUCCAUCACCUGGAUUUUCAAGACGGACAAUCAUCCCUGAUGACUUCCCUCCCCCACCAGCCGACCUUACAACUUCCCGUCUCAGUAGCCAAAGCAGUGACCCUGGCUACACCCUGCCCCCUGAUGUCACAAGGAAAGCAUCAGACACCAAGCCCCCCACCAGGGUAGCUCAUGUUUCUUCCAUUAGGCUAGAAAACAAUGAAUCACCUGGGACCUCUCGAGUAUCAUCUAAAAUACAACAGCUGUUAAACACUUUAAAGAGACCUAAGAAGAAGCCUUUGGAGCAGUUCUACCAAGAAGAUGAUGCUGAUAUCAUACAAGCAACAAAACCUGAUCCCAAUGCUCCUAAACCAGAGGGGCAAGUCCUAAAACCUGUCCUUGGAGAACAGCUAUUGGUCACAGAAGAAAUUCCAAGGUGCUUAGAAGAAGCUGUUAUGAGAUUUGGCUCAAAAUCUUCAAAACAACCUUGCUGCACUGUUGUAGACAGCCAUGGAAAAGCCUCAGUUGUUCUCACAUAUGGAAAACUGCUAUCACGGUCAAUAAAAAUUGCUUAUGCUCUUCUGAAUAAAGUUGGAAGUCACAAGGAGGGUACAUCGAUAAUGGCGGGAGACAGGGUUGCUUUAGUGUACCAGGUAGAUGACCCUAUUGGUUUCAUGACCAGUUUCUAUGGAUGCCUACUGGCUGGUGUCAUUCCUGUCCCAGUGGAGCCCCCAAGUGCUAAAGAUUACCCUGGCUGCCAGCAAAUUGGAUUCCUGUUAGGGAGUUGUGGAGUGUCUUGGGGUCUUACGACAGAAGCAUGUUUAAAAAGCUUGCCAAAAAAUGAGGCAGGCCAAGUCUGUUCUUUCAAAGGCUGGCCCAAACUUCAAUGGUUUAUCACUGAAAAUCUCAGUCGGCCUACGCCAAAAGAUUGGCAACCUCCCACAAAUAUGGACAGAAGCUCUCCUGCUUACAUUGAGUCAUUACUUGGUCGUGAUGGUGCAGUAAUGGGCGUGACGGUUACACGGAUGAGCAUGGCACUACACAGCCAGACUCUCACCCAAGCAUGCGACUAUGUAGAAGGAGAAGUGAUGAUCAGUGUACUGGACAGCAAGCGUGAAGUUGGCCUCUGGCAUUCGGUCAUGGCUGCUGUCUUGAAUGGAAUGCAUGUCAUCUAUGUCCCACCUGCGAUCCUGAAGAACUCUCCUGCGAUGUGGCUACAGAUGGUUACUAAGCACAGAGCAACUUGCGCAUUGGUCAGCUCACGUGAUCUGCACUGGUCCCUACAUGACAGCAAAGAUAUUAAGGACAUCAAUCUGGCCACACUUCGUAUGGUUAUUGUAGCAGACAGAGCAAAUCCAUGGUCCUUGUCAGCUUGUGAUGCCUUCCUUAAUGCAUUUGAGAGCAAAGGGUUGAGUCCCGAGGCGCUUUGUCCAUGCGCCUUCUCCUCUGAGACACUGACUGUGGCUUUGCGCAGGCCUGGUAAACCUGGUUCCACUGCAACUGGCCGGGGUGUCCUGUCACUCUCUGGUCUCAGUCAUGGUGUAGUGAGAGUGGACAAGGAAGGGUCCAUCACCUCACUUACUCUGCAGGACUGCGGGACUGUCCUGCCUGGAGCUCGAAUUGCUGUAGUGAAGCUAGAAGGAGAACCUUGUUUAUGCAGAAGCGAUGAAGUCGGCGAGCUUUGCAUCUCUAGUGGUUCCACGGGCUGUGCUUACUGGGGUCUCGCGGGCAAAACGAACCACACCUUCAAGGUUCAGCCGUUGUCAGAAGAUGGGAUACCUUAUGAUCCUUAUCAACAGUAUAACGAGUUUAUUCGCUCUGGACUGCUGGGAUUUAUGGGGCCAGGUGGCCUGGUGUUUGUAUGUGGCACGGUAGAUGGUUUACUGAAGGUCAGCAGCCGACGACAUAACUGUGAUGAUUUGAAGGCGACCAUCCUUGCUGUAGACCCGAUCAAGUUUGUAUACAGAGGACGCAUAGCGAUAUUCUCAGUUAAUGUACUGAAAGAUGAAAGGAUUGUGGUGGUUGCUGAGCAGCGUCCAAACUGUACAGAAGAAGAGAGCUUCCAGUGGAUGAGCCAUGUUCUUCCAGCUGUAGACAGCAUACACAGUGUUGGCGUCUACUGUUUGUGUCUUGUCCCACCUGGAGGUCUGCCCAAGACUGUCAUCGGCACCGUUCACAUCCAUGAAACUCGACAGAAGUUUCUGGAAGGCUCCUUGCACCCAGCUAACAUCCUGAUGUGUCCCCACACGUGUGUCACCAACCUACCACAGCCCAGACAGAAACACCCAGAGCCGGGCCCGGCCGCCACGAUGGUUGGCAACAUAGUGAUGGGUACACGGAUAGGCGGUGCUGCUGGCAGGGAGAUGACUGAUGUCGGUGAAGACAGUGACAUGGCACGAAAGUAUCAGUUCCUGUCAGAAAUCCUCAAGUGGCGAGCGCAAGCUACCCCCGACCAUGUUCUUUACACCCUGCUAAACACCAAGGGCACGGUGUCUUCUGCGUUGACAUCUAUACAGCUUCAGAAGAAAGCUGAUCGUCUGGCACUAAUGGCCCUUGAUGGGGGCCGUCUCAGUUCAGGAGACACUGUCGCACUGCUUUACCCUCCAGGUGUGGAUUUUAUUGUUGCUGUCUUUGGCUGUCUUUUUGCUGGCCUUAUCCCAGUUCCUGUCCGCCCUCCACACGCUAACAACAUCUCCUCGACGCUCCCAACCGUCAAGAUGGUGACAGACGUGAGCAAGGCCCGCGCCGUCUUCACGCUUCACUCCAUUGCCAAAAUCCUUAAGUCAAAAGAGGCUAUUGCUGUGGUUGAUAACAAGUCAUGGCCAAUGAUCGUUGAGACGGAUGACCCGCCCAAGCGCAAACUGUCCAACCCUUACCGUGCCCCUACCCCUGAGAUGAUAGCGUACUUGGACUUUAGUGUGUCCACGACCGGCAUGCUCUCAGGGGUCAAGAUGUCGCACACUGCGGUGACGGCCCUAUGCCGCUCCAUGAAGCUAGCAUGUGAGCUAUACCCGUCACGUGACAUAGCCAUCUGCUUGGACCCGUACUGUGGCCUUGGAUUCUUGUUGUGGUGUCUCGCAGGUGUGUACUCGGGCCACCACACCAUCCUUAUCCCUCCUGGGGACCUCGAAGCGAACCCCGCCUUAUGGCUCUCCGCAGUAGCUCAGUACAAAGUGCGUGACACGUUCUGCUCAUACCCCGUGAUGGACCUGUGUACCAAGGGCCUGGGACAGGCAGUGCCUGCACUCAAGGCAAAAGGUGUUAAUCUCGCUUGUGUGCGCAACUGUGUGGUGGUGGCCGAGGAAAGACCACGGAUCACCCUAACAACAGCGUUUUCACACCUGUUCUCAAGUCUUGGUCUUUCGCCCCGAGCCGUCAGUACGUCUUUUGGUUGUAGAGUCAAUGUUGCCAUCUGCACGCAGGGCGCGUCGACGCCUGAAGCGACCAGCGUGUAUGUCGAUACAAGAGCGCUGAGGAAUGAUCGAGUCACGAUCGUGGAGCGUGGUAGCCCAAACAGCCUCUGUUUGCUGGAGUCGGGAAAGAUUCUCCCCGGGGUCAAGGUCGUGAUUGCAAACCCGGAGACUCGAGGCAUGUGCGCGGAUUCGCAUCUUGGCGAGAUUUGGGUGUGUAGCCCACACAACGGCAGCGGCUACUACACAGCAGGGGAGGAUAAGAUGACGGAGGAGAGGUUUGGCGCGCGCAUGACGACAGGCGACACCGUCACGCAAUACGCUAGGACGGGAUACCUGGGAUUUAUCAAGAGGACGGACUUCACGCAGACUGAUGGAGCAAUGCACGAUGCAAUGUUUGUCGUUGGCUCGCUGGAAGAGACCAUGAUGCUUCGCGGAAUGAGAUACCAUCCAGUUGAUAUCGAAAAUACUGUCAUCCGAUGUCACAAGCACAUCUGUGAAUCUGCUGUGUUUACAUGGACCAACCUCCUCGUUGUGGUGGUUGAGCUGGACGCGGACGAGAACAUGGCGCUGGACGUGGUACCACUUGUCACCUCCUGGGUGCUUGAGGAGCAUCAACUUAUCGUGGGUGUUGUCGUGGUGGUAGACCCGGGGGUGGUACCCAUUAACUCUCGGGGCGAGAAGCAGAGGAUGCAUCUCAGGGAUGGCUUUCUCGCCGAUCAACUCGAUCCGAUCUACGUGGCGUAUAAUAUGUAAAAACAUCGGUCAGCGCUUACCGAUCAUCCCGAUCCGAUUGCGGUGUCGAUAGACUUUAUCGGAACUAAGAGCCGUAUAGUAUGUAACAGCAUCGAUCAGAGCUUACCGAUCAACUCAAUCCGAUCUACGUGGCGUAUAACAUGUAUCAGCAUCGAUCAGAGAUUACAGAUCUUCUCGAUCCAAUCUACGUGGCGUAUAACAUGUAAAAGCAUCGGUCAGCGCUUGCCGAUCAACUCGAUCCGAUUCAAGUGUCGAUCGACUUUAUCGGAACUAUGUGUCGUAUAGUAUGUAACAACUUCGCUGUGACUCAACCGGCCUACAAUUCUUAUCUUUGAAGUCCUCAUUAUUCAUGUAGUUACCAAUCGAUGGAAAAGUGACUUUAUUGAGUAUCAUCUCCUUAACUUACGGUCUUGGCGUAUUUUUUAUAAUAAAUUGAUUUAAGACCUAAUAACCCCAUCCCGCGAUAUCGACGCUCUUUUUUGUGCCAACGUUUUUUUUAAGAUGUCAUUAUAUGGCUCAUAUUGUACAUCUUAUUGACUCCAAACUGAAGUUAAUCUCUGAAUUCGAUUUUCCUUCACAAAUUACUUGUCCAUUUUGUUAACAACAUGAAGGUGGUUGAAUGAAAAUUUAUUUGCAAGUUGUGUUCAGCAAUGAGCGUGUAAAUACUCAUUAGAAGUAUUCAAUUCUCCAAUGGCUUUAUAUUAUUUUCCUUUUCCUGCUUUUUGUGUAUGUAAAAUUGGGAGAGUAAAAUUUUGGCUGCUUGUAAAAUAGUCUAUUAAAAACAUUGUUCAGUCAGUGAAACAGUAGUUAGAUCAGAAAUGAAAACAUUGGUAUGACAACUUUACGAAUAUUUUUGUUACUCGAUAUCCGCUUCGGAUUAAAUUUGACAAUUUUAUUUUUAGCUAAAAUGAAAAACAAAGCACCAAGUAAAAGCUGUAUAGAAUUAAGAAUUAUGAUGGAAUUAAAACAUUUUGUAGUUAGA